Strongylocentrotus purpuratus (purple sea urchin) is the source of this 1920-nucleotide messenger RNA. Its product is annotated as vesicle-associated membrane protein 7-like. Lineage: Eukaryota; Metazoa; Echinodermata; Echinoidea; Camarodonta; Strongylocentrotidae. Bases 302 to 1069 code for a protein of 255 amino acids. Gene Ontology annotation, molecular function: SNAP receptor activity; SNARE binding. The transcript is spliced from 7 exons. Gene Ontology annotation, biological process: exocytosis; vesicle fusion. Gene Ontology annotation, cellular component: membrane; SNARE complex. The record is from RefSeq and is a predicted model, not a curated record.
GCAAUUGAAUAUCUCUAUGUUAUGUCAAGUACUUGGCUACCAGCUAUAUUAAUGCCUUAAAAAUUAAUUACCCAGGUGUUUUAGCAGUUUGCUGCAGAACUUCUUUGUGUUAUUACAGGACACUCGUAGUACGCAUACCGGUAUUGCACUGACAAGCAUCCCAUUCCCUAGAUGACAAGCUAAGUUGUUUUGCUAGUUUUGAUUAUUUGGAACCUAUCGCUUCAUAUAAAUUGAGUGUGUGGGAAUAACACAAGCCUGUUGUAGUGGAUGUUUAGCAGAAUUACACGUUUAGGGACAACAAAUGGCACCUGCUCCAACUCAGAAGCGUUCCUAUCUCUCUUACCUUUCAGAGUCCCCUGUGGAUGGUCUUAGUCAGAUAUACAGGAGACCUUUCGACGGAGACGAGAUGCCGAUCCUUUACGCCGUCAUCGCCCGCGGCACCACGGUGCUUGCAAACUAUGCGGCCUGCCAGGGAAACUUCACAGAGGUGACGGAACAAGUCCUGAUGAAGAUUCCUCCGCAGAAUGCCAAGCUGACCUACUCACAUGGAGCCUACCUCUUUCAUUAUGUCUCAGAUGAGAGGAUUAUCUAUAUGUGCAUCACAGAUGAUGACUUUGAAAGAUCAAGAGCAUUUGCAUUUCUACAGGAGAUCAAGAAGAAAUUCACGGCUACCUAUGGGUCCAGAGUACAUACAGCGCUUCCUUUUGCAAUGAACAGUGAAUUCUCAAGAGUACUAGCUGCACAAAUUAGAUACUUUGCACAACCAUUGUCUGAUCACACAAGGAUGUCAGAAGUACAACAGGACCUGGAGGAACUCAAUCAAAUUAUGGUCAGAAAUAUUGAGUCUGUGUCAAAUCGAGGAGAAAGGUUAGAGCUCUUGAUCGAUAAAACGGAAGACUUGGAAACCACAUCACUUACAUUCAAGAAGAGCAGUAAAAGCCUGGCCCGAUCUAUGUUCAUGAAGAACUUGAAAUUGAUCAUCAUCUUGUCAAUAGUUGUAAUUUUGGUAAUAUACUUCAUUGUGUCUGCAGCAUGUGGUGGACUUGACUGGAAUAGGUGCGUCAAAUAGUGAUCAGCAAUUCAAAGACAUUUGUUUUUAUAAAAGACACUUAUUUUCUAUUCUGUGGAUUAUUGGAGGAAUGCCAAGUCGAUGGAAUCAUAGUACAAUUAGGUGCAGAAAUGUUCAUAGAAUUUGACUUAUUUCUAUGCUCUGUGAAAACCAAGCAAGACAUGGAGAAGUAAUCGUGCUUGAAAAUUUGGGGUGAUGCUUUGAUGGAACUGCUGCUUUUGACCAUACUGGACCAUGUAGACAGAAGGAUUAAACAGGUAUUUUCUCAUCAGCUCUUCAAAGCUACCAUAGUAUAGCCAACAUGGUAUGCUUCUGUUGUUGUUGUUCAUUGUAUAAUAAACAUAUCCUUGAAAAGAUACAACUUUUAUACAUUCUUCAUUCUCAGCCAAGCAUAAUGAAAUGGUCAUAUUCUAUUAAAGCAUGUAUUGAUAUUUUUUUCUGUCCAGUUUGUCGUCAGAAUCUGUCAAAGUUCAACUCAGUACUUGUACAAUGUAGUUAUGAAGCCUUUAUCAAAUAUAUUGUGAUUUUAUUAUGAAGAUUUAAUAUUUCAGGUGCCUAUUAUAGCAGAACUCAUCCAGAUUAUCAAUGACAAAGACAAUCAUAAUUAUCCCUUCAUAGUUGAGUACAAUAACUAGAUCAUCUCCCACUUAAAAUAGAUAAUUAUGCAGGUCUAUGACAAUAUAGAUCAUACCAGCUGAUUUUUGUAAUGGGAGAUUGUCCAUUUCAAGAUAAAGGUGAGCUCUGGUCAUCGCAUUGCAUUGUGAAAGAAAAGGUGUGGAAUGGAUCAGAAAAAGUUGUUCAUGUAAGUAUUGGUGUGUACUGCAAAGUUCUGGAGUCAUUAAAAUCAUAAU